AUGGGCAACUGCUGCCUGCUGCCUGUGGUUAAACUGCUCCUGGCUCACCUCCCCCAGCUGCCUUAUAAGAAGGUCCCACCCCCAGGGGUCCCCACACCGUUUCCAGAGAGCACCAUGCAGCUCCACCUCGCCCUUCUCCUCCUGCUUCUGGGGCUCCUAUCCAGCUGUGCCAACUCUUCUUCUGCUGCUGCUGGAGAUCACAAGGAGCUUCGGGCGGAGUUGGCGGCAUCCCAUCCUGUUCCUGUGAAGCCUGGCACCUGUCCUACUCUGAUCCAGAACAAUGACACCGAGUGCGGCCAGUUCUGCUCCACGGACGACAGCUGCCCAGGGAGCGAGCGCUGCUGCCAGACCGAAUAUGGGCAUCAGUGCAUGCUCCCACUUGAGGACCAGCCCGGCUACUGCCCCAGGCUGAGCCCCCAGCCAGACCAGGCUACCAACUGCUCAACGACUUGCAACAAUGACCAGGACUGUGGCUCAGGACUCGACUUGCCAAUCCAGAAGUGCUGCAGUAAUGGGUGUGGGCAGACUUGCCAGGUGGCCGAAGAAGAGCACCCUGGCGUGUGUCCCAAAAGGGAUCUAGUAAACACCUUUGUCCCUUGCAAUGACACCUGCAGAGACGACCGAGAGUGUCCCCUCACCCAGAAGUGCUGCUUCACCGGGUGCAGCCUGGGCUGCCUGGACUCAGUUCGCAGUGACAGAUGCCAGUUGCCGCCCAAAACUGGACCAUGCGAUGCAGCCUUCCGCCGAUACUACUACAACCCAGAGGAGAAGAAGUGCGUCCUGUUCACCUAUGGUGGUUGCGAGAGUAACAGCAACAACUUCAAGACAAAAGAGGCAUGCGAGGCAGCCUGCGGGAAAAUCAGCCCAGAGGUUUGCAAGCUGCCAAAGGACCCUGGCCCAUGUGAGGGUUUUUCACAAUUUUACUACUACAACUCAGCCACCAGGAAGUGUGAGAUAUUCGUCUAUGGGCUCUGUGGGGGGAAUGGCAAUCGGUUUGGCACCAAACUGGAGUGCAUGAUGGUCUGUGGGCAAACAGGAAAGUCCGAGAUCACGAGGAGCUUCAGACGGAGUUGGCAGCAUCCCAGCCUGUUCCUGUGCGUCCUGGACGGUGUCCCCGGCCCACUGGAUAUGGGGCAUGCGUCGAACUCUGUCGCGGUGAUGCCUCUUGUCCACCCGGGGAAAAGUGUUGCAGCAAUGGCUGUGGCCACGUAUGCAUGA
This is a messenger RNA of Lacerta agilis (Sand lizard), 1218 nucleotides long. Its product is annotated as papilin-like. Gene Ontology annotation, biological process: negative regulation of peptidase activity. The transcript is spliced from 10 exons. Gene Ontology annotation, cellular component: extracellular region. NCBI's taxonomy places the organism in Eukaryota, Metazoa, Chordata, Lepidosauria, Squamata, Lacertidae. The coding region runs from base 1 to 1218 and encodes 405 amino acids. The record is from RefSeq and is a predicted model, not a curated record. Gene Ontology annotation, molecular function: serine-type endopeptidase inhibitor activity.